AUGGAGCGGCUCAUCUGGUAUGAGUUGAUGAGUGGCUUAGCAGGUCCGGAUACACUUUCCCGCAAAUCCCAGGUGCGAUCGGAGCGUAGAUCAGACGUGACCAAUAUUGCUUUCGGUCGACGCAUGCACAUGGCAAGCGUUAGGAGAAGACCGAACAACAUUGGCGAGAAUAUAGGAAAGCCACGGAAGAAGAGAGUGAGACGUCGGAUCGAGCCGAGCACAUGGCCCCCCUGGCGAUCAAGAGCCGCCCUUUCUGCCGUCUUUGCCAAUCGCAGAGACCAUGAUGGGAAGAUUGCAGAUGACCACGAUGAAUAUUACAUUUCCAUUGAGGGAUACAAGGUUGAUGGCUCGAAUGGAUCAGCAAGCAGGGUCCUGUCAUGGCUGUCUGUCCAAUGGGACAAUGGGAUGUUUCAAGCGAAAGAAUAUGGCACGUUGUCAACGAAAGCGAAGCGGUGUAGCAUAGCGCUCGCAUCUAUCGCCGGUCAAAAGAACCCCCCAAGGUUUGUCAGUCUCAGUUUGUACGCGGUGUACGCCUUGAUUGAAUAG
Messenger RNA from Neurospora hispaniola, 546 nucleotides. RefSeq lists its product as uncharacterized. The record is from RefSeq and is a predicted model, not a curated record. Lineage: Eukaryota; Fungi; Ascomycota; Sordariomycetes; Sordariales; Sordariaceae. Bases 1 to 546 code for a protein of 181 amino acids. The transcript has 3 exons.